CACAUGGGUAGAGAUAGGCAAAGUGGAACAGUGGUCCCUGAAAUGGGGCUUUUGUUUUUUCUGUUGAGAACUUGAACUCUCUCUCUUUUUUUCUCAGAAGAGAAUCGGGGAUGGGAUUGGACUUCGGUUGUACAAUAAGCAGUUUGAGCUGGUGGAGUCAAUUGUGUUUCUGGGAAACAUAGAGGCUUUGGGAGGUGAUAUAGGUUCACUAUUUAGCAAGUAAUCAGGACACCAGGUUUACAAGCACAUGCUCCAGUUCCUCAAAGAAACAAGGCUGAUCAGUGGGAUGUAGGUGCUGUUAAGUAGGCUUAAAGAAAUGCACGGUUGUUAGGUGAUGGGCAUUCAUUAAUACCUAAGGCAAAUGUUCUUUAUCAUAGUGCGGUUUUUCUUUUUCGGGCGGAGGGCAUAUUCUUAGGACCACACGCCAACCCAGUAGGUGGCAGUAACGCACGAAAGGCUGGUUUACCAAUCGUCAGUAAAAACAAAGAACAAGAAGAAGAAAGAAGCCUUUGGUUGUGGUCGUGGUUGCCAGUUAUCAUGGAUUGCUACGACACAGAUGAGCAACUCACCGACUUUGAACGAGGGAUUAUUGUUGGGGCAUGUUUGGCCGGGACACCGAGGGCCAAGGCAAUUGAACUGGCGAAGGAAGCUUCACGAGUAACGCCGGUGUUUAAGGCCUCUGGGGUGACUGUGACAGAAGAUGUGGUGACGGUCUUCAACGAGAUGAAGGUGAGGAAGGCCCAGGCUGGAGAGGAGGAGGAGGAGAAGAGGAAGAAGGCGGUGCUGUUCUGCCUGAGCGAAGAGGAGGACAGCAUCGUCCUGGAGGAGGGCCGGGAGAUUCUGCAGGGGGACGUGGGCGCCUCCGUACAGGACCCUUACCUGCAUUUCGUCCAGAUGCUGCCGCCCGAGGACUGUCGCUACGCCCUCUAUAGCGCCUCCUACGAGACCAGGAGAGUCCAGAAGGAGGACCUGGUCUUCAUCUUCUGGGAUCCAGAAAGCGCUCCGCUGAAGACCAAGAUGAUCUAUGAAAGAUCCAAGGAUGCCAUCACAAAGAAGUUCAAAGGUCUCAAACUUGACUGGAGAGUGAACAGUCUGGAGGAAAUCCAGGACCGGCGUUCCCUGGCAAAGAAGCUGGGGGGCCGGUCAGUGGUGUCUCUUGAAGGGAGCCCUGUAUAAAUCUAGCCCCAGGCUUCACGUCAGGCCUGUGGGAAAACCAGAAUUCCAAAUUGCAUUGCAUUCGACGGUUCGUUCCAAUCCAGGCAGAGAGAACAGGAUGGGUUAGGGGCACAAACAUUUCAGAGUGGAAAUGGUUCUCAUUUUUGGGGUUGGCGAUUUUUGGAGUAUAAGGCAUUGACUGAAACAGUUUGCAAACAAUUGUUCAAUCUGAAUUGUACAUCAUUUAUUACACCUAAUACUAAGUUUAAUAAAUCAAUCACCACAGCUUUGUUGUGGUAUUUACAUUUUUUAAUUCCAAGCAUGUUUUAUUUUUAAACAUUUCUUAAAAUCUUGAAUUCAGGGUUUUUUUUAUAUUAUGAGUGCUUGCAUUGUUGGUUGUAAAUAGGCUAUGAACAAAAAGUUAUAAACUGUAAGUUACUGUGUUCUGGGUUAUCUGCUAAGCAAAUAAUUGUCGGUAUGCAGAUAUAACUUGUUUAAUAGUGACACCUAGUGGUAUGGAGUGGAAAUGCAACUCAUGGCUGAAGGGCUAUUUGUCCUUUAUAAUCUGCUGUUUUCACUGUCUGCAGUCUUUACAGUCUCUGUUAUUCAGCAAAAAAAAAACUGGUUGGAGACAGUUUGAAUUGUAUGUUCUGUAAGCAGACUGUCUGAAGCGCUUUGCUCUGCCAUAGUUUCUUUUCCAUUAAAACUGCCAAAGUGAAUGAGCAUCUGUAAGCAGUAGUACAGUUCUUGUAACUGCUCCCAAAUGCUUUUCUUCUGAUGCAGAAUAAACCACUCUCCAAUA
Messenger RNA from Anguilla rostrata (American eel), 1957 nucleotides. Its product is annotated as cofilin-2-like. Gene Ontology annotation, biological process: actin filament fragmentation; actin filament severing. The transcript is spliced from 4 exons. NCBI's taxonomy places the organism in Eukaryota, Metazoa, Chordata, Actinopteri, Anguilliformes, Anguillidae. The record is from RefSeq and is a predicted model, not a curated record. The coding region runs from base 538 to 1176 and encodes 212 amino acids. Gene Ontology annotation, cellular component: cytoplasm; actin cortical patch; actin cytoskeleton. Gene Ontology annotation, molecular function: actin filament binding.